GACGUGCAAAGAUUGCUUUUAUAAUAAUAACAAAAAAAAAAGAAAUUAAACAAGUAUCGGAAUAUGGAUAUCUCCAUAGGAUUUGGAUUCCUGAAUGGCGCUCUCAGGGCGCUAAUCGCCGGAAGUCUGCUGCUCCUGAUGACCGCCAUUUACCGCGAUGACAACGAUUCCGGCUCCCAUUACAUUCAUCCCCGGCAUGCCAUGCAGCAUGGCUAAGUGCUCCUCCUCCUCCUCCUCCAAGUAUCGGAAUAUGGAUAUCUCCAUUGGAUUUGGAUUCCAUGCAGCAUGGCUUAGUGCUCCUCCUCCUCCUCCCCCUCCUCCUCGUUCUAUACUCUCCAGAGAGUUAGAUCUAAGUCUAGUCCAUUGCAGCCAAGUUUGAUCGGUGUUGCGUCGCCAAAAAAACCUGUUUUGAACGCGAUGCCGGUUCGUCGACAUAUCGCGAAUUAACUGCAAAAAUAACGUAAGCCGCAUUCUCUUCACGCAAAGAGGAUUAAUUAAGAAAUGCCGACAAAUGGAUCGCCUCAAAAGAAUGAUGUAUCUGAAAUGACACAUCUAAAUUAGUAUUUAAAUAAGUGCAGUGAAUUUUUAUUAUUA
Molecule: messenger RNA, 594 nt
Organism: Drosophila serrata
Lineage: Eukaryota; Metazoa; Arthropoda; Insecta; Diptera; Drosophilidae
Source: RefSeq, a predicted model, not a curated record